Molecule: messenger RNA, 2582 nt
Organism: Cheilinus undulatus (humphead wrasse)
Lineage: Eukaryota; Metazoa; Chordata; Actinopteri; Labriformes; Labridae
Gene: prmt7
Product: protein arginine methyltransferase 7
Exons: 17
Coding region: 132-2189 (685 amino acids)
Biological process (GO): peptidyl-arginine methylation
Molecular function (GO): protein-arginine omega-N monomethyltransferase activity
Source: RefSeq, a predicted model, not a curated record
GAUGGCCGCUCCCGUCUGAGCAAUGCUGCUUCUGUAAUCCAGUUUACUCCUGCAUUUGUGUAGUUUAGUUGUUAGUUUACCUUGAAUUUAUUCACACGUGUUAAUCGAGUGUUUUAACGGUUAUUGUGGAGAUGAAGACCUUUUGUGGACGAGCCAACCCGACCAGUGGAGCUUUAGACUGGGUGGAGGAGAGCGAGGAGUACGACUACCAUCAGGAGAUAGCCAGGUCCUGUUACGCAGACAUGCUCCAUGACCAUGACAGGAAUAAGAAGUACUACCAGGGCAUCCAAGCAGCUGUUGCUCGGGUAAAAGCUCGUGGUGAGAAGGUUAUUGUGUUGGACAUCGGUACAGGAACAGGCCUGCUGUCCAUGAUGGCUGUUACUGCUGGAGCUGAUUUCUGCUAUGCUGUCGAGGUUUUUAAGCCCAUGGCUGAGGCAGCACAGUGCAUCGUGAAGAAGAACGGCUUCUCUGAAAAGAUCAAGAUCAUUAACAAACACUCAACUGAUGUUACUGUGGGGCCAGAUGGAGAUAUGCAAAUGAAGGCCAAUGUUCUGAUAACAGAACUGUUUGAUACUGAGCUGAUAGGGGAAGGAGCCCUGCCCAGCUAUGAACACGCUCACCAAAAUCUGGUCCAGGAGGGUUGUGAGGCGGUUCCUCAUCGGGCCACAGUCUAUGCUCAGCUAGUUGAGUCGGAGCUGCUGUGGAGCUGGGCUCAGCUGCAGCCAGUGGAGGUGGAGGGGGCCCGUGUGGUCCCCCCUCCUGCUGUAGGCCAAUGUGCUGGAGCCCAUUCGGUGUGUGACAUCCAGCUGAGCCAGGUGUCUCCUCACAGCUUCUCCCCUCUGGGUCCUCUCUGCAUCAUGUUCAGUGUGGACUUCAGUAAACCAGUCAGCAGUGCGUUACAGACAUACUCCUCCCGGUUUGUGGCUGAGUCUGGCGGUCAGGCCCAGGUGGUCCUGUCCUGGUGGGACCUGGACAUGGAUCCUAGUGGAAGCAUUGUUUGCAGCAUGGCUCCCAGCUGGACAUACACACAACCAAAGACAGCUCCGUGGCGGGACCACUGGAUGCAGAGCGUGUACUUCCUGCCUGUGGAGCACACAGUGACCAAAGGAGAGGAGCUGAGUCUGACUGUUUGCCAUGACGACUACAGUCUGUGGUACAGUCUGCAGUCCCACAGCCAACAGAACUCAGAGUCUGACGCUCCUCCCUCUCGGCCAUGCUGUACCUGCCAGGCUCACCUGGUUUGGACCCGUCCACGUUUUGGAGAACUCAAUGACAGACAUCGCACAGAAAGUUACAUCAGUGCUCUGCGCAGUGUCCUGAAGGAAGACAGUGUUUGCCUUAGUGUGAGUGAUGGAAGUCUGCUUCCUGUGUUUGCACACAUACUUGGAGCAAAAAAGAUCUACAGUUUAGAAAACUCCAGAAUGUCCAAACAGGUUAUUGAGCAGGUGUUGGAAGCAAACUCAAUGAAAGGAGGCGUGGAGCUGCUAGAAAUCAGACCUGAGCAGCUGACCAGUAAUGAUCUAGGAGGUGAACAGAUCUCAGUCCUGAUGGGUGAACCAUACUUUAGCACCAGCCUCUUACCAUGGCACUCCCUCUUCUUCUGGUACUGUCGGACCGCACUGGCAGGCCUCCUCCAGCCCAACGCCACCAUACUGCCCCGCUCGGCCUCACUGCACAUGAUGGCUGUGGAAUUCCAGGAUUUGUGGAGGAUAAGAGCACCAUGUGGGACGUGUGAAGGCUUUGACGUAACACCCAUGGAUGAAAUGGUCCAGCGAUCUCUAGAUUUCCGGGAGUCUCGUGAGGCUGAGCCCCACCCUCUCUGGGAGUACCCAUGCCGUGCUCUUACGAGAUCCUCAGCCAUCAUGACCUUUGACUUCACACAGUGCGUCCCUCAACAGCCAAUCAACAGUCAGGGUUCACUGCCUCUCAUAAGGGCGGGUCGCUGCCAUGGUAUUGCGUUGUGGAUGGAGUAUCAUCUAACUGAUGACAUCACUGUCAGUGCAGGACUGAUUGGACCAAUCAGUGAGCAGGGUGAGUGUGAGUGGAGUGGACACCGGAAACAGGGGGUUUAUUUUUUCAGUUCACCGUGGGACAGUUCAGGUAAUGGCCAAGCUUCAGUGGCUUACAACUUCACCUUUGAACCCAACUUAGGAGACAUUAAGAUGGACUUCAGCAUCGAGUCUCAGUGACUGAAAACCAAUUAUUAAUUCUGUGCUUUAACAUCACUCGGCUGUCUGAAUUUUGUUCUUUUUGGGUGCUAAUUUAACAUCUGUGGUUCAGUCAGUAUAGCUUCCAUAUGAACUGAACAGAGUUUAUUGUUGUAAGAUUGAUGAACUGCGAGAGAAGAAUAGAAAGGGUUUUUCGUGAAAAUAACCUCUUGAAGGCAUUUCAGUAAAAAUUUUGAAGAACUAAAGUUUGGGUACCAGAGAUGGCAAAUGGCUUUUGUGUCUUAACCAAUUAAAGACCCUGUAACGCAAAAAUAAAUCUGUAUUUAGGUUUGUUGUAUGACAGGUCAGUGUGUUAUGAACCCUUGGGUCAAAUUUCAGUCAGAUAAAACAUUUCUAGGUUUGUAAAAUUAAGCU